GACGUAUACGCAGUUUGGGAUACAUUUGAUCGUGUUAUCCGACUAAGCUUUCUGUUCUGUCUAUCCUAUAACAUCGUCGCCACCACCCUAUUUCGAUAUCUUACUACGUCCUUAAAGUUGUGGGAUACUCAAAAAGAAGCUAUCUGUACCGCCCACAUCACGCCCGUCGUUACGUGUAUAAUCGUACGCGCCAUUUAACGUUCCCUCGCCGUCAUCGGAGUUUUGCAAGUCGAGCUCAUUCACGUAGAGCAAGAACACAACACAACCAUGCAGACGCUUACGGGAGCGGUUGAGACGCUCCAAGACGCCGUGCUACUGUUUGAGGCGUGCAGGGAAGGAUAUCUGCCGCGUGUGCAGAGGCGGUUGAACGAAUCGGAGAAGCGAGCUCGCAUUCGAUCGGGCGCCAUCUUCGUCUGGGACGAGGAGGAGGCCGCGAUUAAGCGUUGGACCGAUAGUCGCCUCUGGUCACCGUCGCGUCGAUUUCAAGAAAGGUUCCUCACGUAUUACGAGAUCGAAGGCAAAGAAGCCACAGCGACACAAGUAGAAGCCCGACCGGUGGUCAAUCGUGACCCAUUCGUCGCGCCAAGCAGCGGGCCAGUGGUUCGCAAGCCCGGAGGCCUGUCUAAACGCUGCCUCUCCGUCCGCACAUCCAACGGCAGGAAGCUGCACCUCGUCGCAUACUACCUCGAAGCUGACCUCAACGAGGGCAAGCUUUUGCGUCCGCACCAGCAGCAGGCUCUCGCGGGACUGACCGAGCGGCUACUCACCUACGAGGCGUUUAGGAGGUAUCCCGAUUUGUGGCAGGCGUGGCUGGACCCGAAGAAUGCGGACCGGGCGGCGAGGGCGAGAGGAGGACCCAUCAGCCCGAAUGCCGGUCUCGAGACGGCGAGAGAAUCGGUGGAGUACGAUAACACUGCGGCCGCAGUGGUAGGCGCGGCGCAGCAACGAGACUAUCCACGCCAGCAGUAUUACCCUGCUGCUGGGUUUCCUUUCCCGACGGGUCCGUGGACACCUGCGAAUGUCGCGGCACCAGAUGGAUACCGUGACGCCUCGUACCCACCACCUCCGUCGGCCCGGUACGCCGGUGGGCAAGGGAUGCAUGCCCACACGCAACGAGGCCCGGACCCCGUCAUGAUGCGUGGCCCUCCAGCCCAACCGGGCGAUGGCGUUCAUCAUCCGCAUCACCGCUAUGAUCACGCGCGCCCAGUACGUGCUCCACAUUACGCACAUCCGCACGCAGAGCAGCAGGCCGCGUACUGGCGGCCCCCACACCACCACCACCGUCCCGGUCCUUGUAACGAGCCAUGCUGCGUAGGCCAAGAUACGUCCAUGCUCGCUGCGCACCGCUCGGCAGGCCAGCUGGACAUGUCCAUACCCGACGCCGGAGGCGAAGUUCUCUCUACCGGCGCAGGCAAAGCCCACAUCCCAUCAAACUUUACGCCCGCGUACGUCGCAUACCCAAACAUGCGGGGUAUUGCACAGACAGCAGCAGGCGGAAGCAAUGGUGACCGUCGCUCCUCCACCUCGCGCCUCCCACAACAACACCCAAUCGCUCGCUUCGCCGACAACCCUUACGCACGACGAACAAGCACGUCGUCCGCGUCCACGGCGACGCCUCCGCCUUUCCUCGUCCAUUCGGCGGCGUCUAGCAACACCAGCGUCGGCACGGCCCCGCAUGAUGCGCUGGUGCCGCACGGCACGCCCAAUUUGUCGGUCGACCCGGCGUUGCUCACUGGGAAUGGGAAGAAGGCUGUGACUUCGCCUCCGCGUGUGGCAAAUGUGUCGAAGGCGGAAACGAGGCCGGAGUUCUCUCCCGCGGAUGCUCCGAGACGGUUGAGCAUUACGGGGUUGAGCUGAAGGCGGGAGGGACAUCUGCCUCAUUACACUCCAACGGUAUCAAGUUGGGAGGAACAGGCAUCUUCACCGUCAGUUCUUUACGUAUUUGAACUUUGAUCUAUCAGUCCACAUGAUUCCAUGUCUCGUAAUUCAUUUCAUCACCGGAUGCCUCAUUGCUCUGUUCUCAAUUUUGGCUUGGAAUUUCCCAUCUGCUCGCUUGUUGUGAUUCGAACAUCUCUCUGCAAUUGCUGUUCUUCCGUGCUUUCUGAGCGAGCUUUCUCGGUUAUUGCUCCCUAUUUCUUCGUGAAUGAUAAUCCUGCUAUCCAGUAUACGACCG
Messenger RNA from Fimicolochytrium jonesii, 2173 nucleotides. Its product is annotated as Gti1/Pac2 family-domain-containing protein. The transcript has 2 exons. NCBI's taxonomy places the organism in Eukaryota, Fungi, Chytridiomycota, Chytridiomycetes, Spizellomycetales, Powellomycetaceae. Gene Ontology annotation, molecular function: DNA binding. The record is from RefSeq and is a predicted model, not a curated record. Bases 268 to 1857 code for a protein of 529 amino acids.